AUGGGGUUGAAAUCUCCCAUUCCCCUGCAAGAACUGAAAUUCAACGUCCCCGUGCCCUAUAAACUGCACGUGGAUCGUGACCUGCUCGGUUUGACCAAGCAAAAGCUGGCGCUAGCUCGAUAUCCAGAGGAGCAGACUGAUUUUGCAGAAAGCAACUGGGCGCAAGGUGCCAAAGUCUCUCGAGUCAAGGAGUUGGCCGAUUUCUGGAGAGAUGAGUAUCGGUGGGAAGAUGAAGAGGAACGCUUGAAUGCGGUCUUUAAUCAUUUCAUAGUGAAGGUGGAUGUCCCCGGCUAUGGUUCACUUGUACUACACUAUGUCCACCAUCGCUCCACGAACACAAACGCGAUGCCCCUUCUGUUCUCGCACGGUUGGCCUGGCUCCUUUGUUGAGGCAGCGCGAAUUGUUCAUCCUCUGACCCAACCUGAGAGUGCAAGUGAUCCAUCCUUUCAUUUCGUUGCCCCUUCCAUCCCCGGCUUUGGCUUUUCGCCGGCUCCGACCAAGUCAGGCGUUGGCCCCGAAGUGGUUGCGCGAGCCUACAAGAUUCUCAUGGCCGAUGUCCUGCACUAUCCUCGAUUCGUGACCCAGGGCGGUGACUUCGGAUCUUUCAUCACUCGGUCAAUCGCCAUUCAAUUUCCUCAGCUUGUGCGGGGCCAACAUCUGAACAUGUUCCCAGUGCCUCCUCCCACCUUCACGUCGGCCCCUCUAGCCUAUCUCCGGUGGUGCUUCGCUGCGGUAACAUACUCAGACUUCGAGCGACGGGCAUUGGCAGUGCGUGAAAAUUUUGAAAAAGAUCAGAGCGGCUAUUUGGAGCAGCAAAAGACUCGCCCACAGACUCUAGGAUUCGCAUUGGGCGACUCGCCGGUUGGCCUAUUGGCGUGGUUUGUCGAGAAAUUUCACGACUGGGGGGAGGUCUACGAGGAAUUCAGUGACACCGAUAUCAUCACUUUGGUGAUGAUGCACUGGAUUCAAGGUGCGACACCUGGGCUGCGUUUCUACCGGGAAGCAUUCGGUAGCAGCAAGCGUGAAGCAGAGAAAACAUUUGAGACGUACCUGUCGGUACCUACGGGGGUCAGCAUGUAUACAAAGGAGCAACUACAUUGUCCCCGGGACUGGGCUGCACAGGCAGCAAACAUCCAGUACUGGAAAGAGUAUGAACGUGGCGGGCAUUUUUCGUCCCUGGAACGACCAGACUUGUUUGUGAAGGAUGUACGGACGUUCUUUUCGUCUACUACCGUAAUGAAAUCAUUCCAUGGGAACUAG
This is a messenger RNA of Penicillium subrubescens, 1260 nucleotides long. Its product is annotated as epoxide hydrolase family protein. Lineage: Eukaryota; Fungi; Ascomycota; Eurotiomycetes; Eurotiales; Aspergillaceae. Bases 1 to 1260 code for a protein of 419 amino acids. The transcript has 3 exons. Gene Ontology annotation, biological process: epoxide metabolic process. The record is from RefSeq and is a predicted model, not a curated record. Gene Ontology annotation, molecular function: epoxide hydrolase activity.